Molecule: messenger RNA, 663 nt
Organism: Paramuricea clavata
Lineage: Eukaryota; Metazoa; Cnidaria; Anthozoa; Malacalcyonacea; Plexauridae
Source: the annotation of a GenBank genome assembly
AUGGUCGACUUUUCAACAAGGGGUAACGCAUGUUUGGACAACUGCCUUACAAAUAGAAUAGAUUUGUUCUCAAAAUGUUAUCCUUUCCAUAUGUUAACUAAAACAGACCACAUAGGGGUUAUUUUACCAACAGGAACGAAACUAAAACCUAUGCGCCGAAAGGUUGAAUUUCGGGAUUGUAGAAAGCAUCGAAAGGAAGAUUUCCACAAAGCUUUAGCAGAAGAAGAUUGGGAGGAUGUAUCGCAGUCCACGAAUGUAAAUGACGCUGUGAAUUGUCUUGAACGUAAGAUCAUGGAUCAUUUGAAUAAAUGUAUGCCCACAAAAACAGUCUCAAUUUCGUCACGUGACCCUUACUGGAUGAGUCCUUUAAUUAAAUCUUUGCUAAAAGCUAAAUCCAGAAUUGCUCGGUCGCAAAAGGAUAGACUCAGUUUAAUUAACAAAAGGAUUUCUGAUGUCAUUUGUCUAAACAGAAGAAAUUUUAGGGCCUUGGUGGGUAGUAGAACUUGGUGGAGAAAGACGAAUGAUAUUUCUCAGCGAAAUGCAUCGUCAUCAAGAGUUACUUUAGAUAAUGCAUCACUUACAAGAUUAAAUCGCUACUUUGGCGAACUCUGCCACGAUGAUAGUAUGUCGAACCGACGCUCUCAAUUAUUGGUGAUGAAGUAG